This is a messenger RNA of Bufo bufo (common toad), 665 nucleotides long. RefSeq names its product gastrula zinc finger protein XlCGF71.1-like. The transcript is spliced from 2 exons. The record is from RefSeq and is a predicted model, not a curated record. Lineage: Eukaryota; Metazoa; Chordata; Amphibia; Anura; Bufonidae. Gene Ontology annotation, molecular function: DNA-binding transcription factor activity, RNA polymerase II-specific; RNA polymerase II cis-regulatory region sequence-specific DNA binding. Gene Ontology annotation, cellular component: nucleus. The annotation marks the transcript as partial. Gene Ontology annotation, biological process: regulation of transcription by RNA polymerase II; central nervous system development.
CAUAUGUGAGGGGUGAUGAGCAGAGUACAGAGGACAUUCCUACAGAUAACCGCCCAGAUGACUGUACCAGGAACUUAGAGAAACAUCUGGUAUCUUCAGAUUUUGAAGUAGAUGAUUGUGGUAUCACACGAGAUACAUUUGAAGAGCAUGCCAAUAUGCAAGAUAUACACUCAUCCAAUCACAGCAACAAUGCAUCAUUUGAUCCUUUUAAACAGGUCCGAUCUGAUUCAUUACAGACUGUAACACAGAAUAAAAGUCACAGAAGAGGUGCUAACAAUCAAACAGCUCACGUAAAAGAGAAACCAUUUUCAUGUUCAGAAUGUGGGAAAUGUUUUAAGUAUAAAUCAUAUUUUGUUGUACAUCAGAGAAUUCACACAGGGGAGAAGCCAUUUUCAUGUUCAGAAUGUGGGAAAUGUUUUAACCAGAAAUCAGAACUUGGUAUACAUCAGAGAUUUCACACAGGGGAGAAGCCAUUUUCAUGUUCAGAAUGUGGUAAAUGUUUUCACACAAAAUCAAAUCUUGUUGUACAUCAGAGAAUUCACACAGGGGAGAAGCCAUUUUCAUGUUCAGAAUGUGGGAAAUGUUUUGAGCAUAAAUCAGCUCUUAUUCCACAUCAGAGAAAUCACACAGGGGAGAAGCCAUUUUCAUGUUCAGAAUGUGGAAAA